CCGCGGCCCGAGCCGCCCCGGCCGGGCCCCCAAGCGAGGCCGAGAUGACUUCCAAGGAGGACGGCAAGGCGGCGCCGGGGGAGGAGCGCCGGCGCAGCCCUCUGGACCACCUGCCGCCGCCCGCCAACUCCAACAAGCCCCUGACGCCGUUCAGCAUCGAGGACAUCCUCAACAAGCCGUCGGUGCGGAGAAGUUACUCGCUGUGUGGGGCGGCGCACCUGCUGGCCGCCGCCGACAAGCACGCGCCGGGCGGCUUGCCCCUGGCGGGCCGCGCUCUGCUCUCGCAGACCUCGCCGCUCUGCGCCUUGGAGGAGCUCGCCAGCAAGACCUUUAAGGGGCUGGAGGUCAGCGUCCUGCAGGCAGCCGAAGGCCGCGAUGGGAUGACCAUCUUUGGGCAGCGGCAGACGCCCAAGAAACGGCGAAAAUCACGCACGGCCUUCACCAACCACCAGAUAUACGAGUUGGAGAAACGCUUUCUGUACCAGAAGUACCUGUCCCCGGCAGAUCGCGACCAAAUUGCGCAGCAGCUGGGCCUCACCAACGCACAGGUCAUCACCUGGUUCCAGAAUCGGCGCGCCAAGCUCAAGCGGGAUCUGGAGGAGAUGAAGGCCGACGUGGAGUCCGCCAAGAAACUGGGCCCCAGCGGGCAGAUGGACAUCGUGGCACUGGCCGAACUGGAGCAGAACUCGGAGGCUUCGGGCGGCGGUGGCGGCGGCGGCUGCGGCAGGGCCAAGUCUAGGCCCGGUUCUCCCGCGCUGCCCCCAGGCGCCCCGCAAGCCCCGGGCGGUGGGCCCUUGCAGCUCUCGCCGGCCUCUCCGCUCACGGACCAGCGGGCCAGCAGCCAGGACUGCUCAGAGGACGAGGAAGACGAAGAGAUCGACGUGGACGACUGAGCGGCGCCCUGGACCUUCUGCCUCCCGGGCCCCCAGCGCCCGCAUGCCCGCCGCCCCCCGGACCGGACCGCGAAGGGGAGCUGGGACCUCCUCUGCAUCUCCUGCCUCCACCCUUGUCCCGGGGCCCCGACUUGGCUCCUGACAGCCGCCUCUUCCCUCUCGAAGCAAUAAAUCCGGGCCGGCCGGCGGGGCCGGCCGCCACAAGCGGCCUCCGCCGCCCCGGAAGCGCUCGCCGCCGCCGUGCAAUUCUGUAUGGCUUCUGUAUAAAUAUUUAAGCCUAUAUAAGGGGUUCCUCCCACCGCAGCCUGAUCUUUUUCUUUAUUUUAUUUUACUAUUAUUAUUUUUUUUUAAUCUCAGAGAUUUCGAUGUUUUCAAAGCCCGGGUGCUACCGGGUCGGCUGACGGUGAGGCGGACUCGAGAGCGGCGAACACUAACUCCUGCGGUCUAGAAGCUGUUUUCAUUUUUUCUCUGCAUGUGGCGAAUGCACCGGUUCGCUCACUCCCUCGGCCUGUUACAGUUGACUUUUGAUUUCCUUCUGCCUUUUUUUUUUCCCUGCGUGAGAAGGGGGUGGGGGGACAGCCCGACCUUGACUUGCAAGUUUCAAAAUCGAUCUCUUCUUUCCCCAGCAAGAGAAGUCUGUUUUCGAUGGCGUGUCUGCCUCCCGAUGUCCGCUAUUUUUAAAAUUUCUCCAAACCUUCUUGCAUUUUCUCGGACUGACUGCUGGAGUCUGGCUUUUAGGGAAAAAGCAAGGGGACAUCUGACCAAUCAUCGAAAACAGAACCCAAAGCCCUAGAAUUAUUUUUUACUCUUUUUAGAUUUUUUUCUUUUUUUGCAUGUGACAGAGACCGAAAGAAGGGCGACCCAAGCUCACCCUCACCUCCUCUGCAGCUCUGGUUCUGUCUGUCAGUCUCUCUCUCUCCCGUCUCAACUUGGCCAUAGGAGGGUGGCCCGGUGCGGGUGGGUCCCGGAUGCCCCUUCCCAGCUCCUACCCCUCCCUCUCUUUCUCCGACUGUACCCAAGGCCUCUUUCUCCGAUAAAUAAAAGUCUUUGCCAUUUUA
This is a messenger RNA of Peromyscus maniculatus bairdii (prairie deer mouse), 1951 nucleotides long. It is a transcript of the gene Lbx1, whose product is annotated as ladybird homeobox 1. Gene Ontology annotation, biological process: regulation of transcription by RNA polymerase II. Gene Ontology annotation, cellular component: nucleus. Gene Ontology annotation, molecular function: DNA-binding transcription factor activity, RNA polymerase II-specific; sequence-specific double-stranded DNA binding. The record is from RefSeq and is a predicted model, not a curated record. NCBI's taxonomy places the organism in Eukaryota, Metazoa, Chordata, Mammalia, Rodentia, Cricetidae.